Molecule: messenger RNA, 2793 nt
Organism: Stegastes partitus (bicolor damselfish)
Lineage: Eukaryota; Metazoa; Chordata; Actinopteri; Pomacentridae
Gene: naa60
Product: N-alpha-acetyltransferase 60, NatF catalytic subunit
Exons: 7
Coding region: 208-936 (242 amino acids)
Biological process (GO): N-terminal peptidyl-methionine acetylation
Cellular component (GO): Golgi membrane
Molecular function (GO): histone acetyltransferase activity; protein-N-terminal amino-acid acetyltransferase activity
Source: RefSeq, a predicted model, not a curated record
CACAAACAGGAAGAAAACAGGCAGCGCUCAGGCUAACGUAGCGUUCGGUGUAGCAUUAGCACAGGAAUGAAACGGCUUUGAGGGUCGGGGGUAAGAACGCGGUGCUCUAUCAUGCUGUGUCCGGAGGAGUGACUGGAUCGACUGGUACUCGCGGAAUUGCAAUUCUGUUCGACUUUCCUCCGGUGCGAGUGUUGAAACAAGGUGUGAAUGAGUGACGUGGUGCCUCCCACAGCUCUCAGUGAAGUCCAGCUCCGCUUCCUCUGCCACGAUGACAUAGAGAAUGUCAAGCUGCUCUGUGGUGAUUGGUUUCCAAUCGAGUACCCAGACUCAUGGUAUCAAGACAUCACCUCCAACAAGAAAUUCUUCUCCCUCGCUGCCACCUUCAGAGGGGGCAUCGUGGGAAUGAUUGUGGCCGAGAUCAAAGGCCGAACCAAAGUACACAAAGAGGAUGGAGACAUCCUGGCCUCCAGUUUUCCUGUGGACACACAGGUAGCUUACAUCCUCAGCCUGGGAGUGGUCAAAGAGUUCAGGAAACAUGGCAUAGGCUCCUUACUGCUGGACAGUUUGAAGGAGCACAUCUCAACGACAGCCCAGGAUCAUUGUAAGGCAAUCUACCUACACGUCCUCACCACCAACAACACUGCCAUCCACUUCUAUGAGAACAGGGACUUCAGGCAGCACCACUACCUGCCCUACUACUACUCUAUACGAGGCGUCCUCAAAGAUGGAUUCACAUAUGUGCUCUACAUCAACGGGGGUCACCCGCCCUGGACAAUAUUUGACUACAUCCAGCACAUCGGUUCAACCCUGGCCAGCCUGAGCCCCUGCUCCAUCCCUCAGAGGCUGUACCGACAGGCCCAGUCCCUGCUGCGCUCUCUGCUCCCCUGGUCCAACAUCGCCUCCAAGACCGGCAUACAGUACAGCAGAACAAUGUGACCCGACAUGGAGUGCAGCUGUUCUGAUUCUCGUCAGUCUUCCCCUGUACACACCAAGAUGUACAUGCACACUCACAUUCUCAGUCUCGUACAGCUUUCCACACUGUGUGUGUGACACAAGACUCAGGUUCAACCUGCGUUCGACCGUUCACAUGCCAGAAUAUUACUCUCAAUGAAAUACACAUUUAAGCACUGUUCACAAGAUUCGGGUUUGCAGGGUUGUUGCUUUGCAACAUCAUUAAAAGUGCAAUGUUGUGUUCACACUGACAGAGGGUGUGAUCUGGUAAAACCACAGGAUUUUUUUUUAGUUCCUCAGUUACUAUACUAGCCCAUAAAUAUAUAUCUAUAUACAUAUAUAUAUAUAUACACACACAUUACACCAUCCCAUAGUUAUUCUAAAUGUAACCUGUGUUCACCCAGUCAUUCCAAAGCCAAGCAGUGUCACACCCGCUUUCAAGCCAGUCAGCAGAGCAGAGCGGAGGACUUGGUUCAGAUAUGUACACAAAUGGCAAACACAGGUUGUAGUUUUGGUGUGAAAGGGGUUUAAUAGACACACUGGGAACCGUACGGAGACUUAAGGUUCAACCCUGCCUAUCUUUGUCUCCCCUCAUCCUGUCCACUACUGUCAGAGACGAUGUAUACUGUUUGUAUAUUAUAUAUACUAAGCUAAUAUAUAAAUUUCUCUCAAUAUGUAUGUCUAUUCUAUGCUGUUCGUAGGCCUAGUUGGAAGGUAUCCCAUCCUUGUCCCUUUUUUUUGAAUAUCAACUGAAUUCAGAGUCAAUGCCAGUUUGUAAAAUAGACACUCAAGAACCAGUUCAGCUUGAGAGUUAAUAGGCUAGUAGGUUCCGAUAAAGCUAAUUAUACACAGGGAACUAUGAGACACAAUGCAGAAGGGCAGUUCAUUCGGUAGCGGCUGGAAUUUUCCUUUUGGCAUUCAUGAAACAGUCCCAUUGUUUUGUGCAAUAAUUGCACGAGGGACUGUACGAGUUACAUCAGUAGAGCAACGUGGACGUGUUGCAGGACGCCGCUCAGUCAGCGCUCACUGCAACAGACGGCUCAAAUGUCAUGAAGUUGAAAAAUGUGGGUCAUAACCUCGAACAGAACAGCCUUUCUGUGUUGUUUCCAGUGUUGCCCGUGUAUAAUUCUUACCAGAGGAAGGGGAAGUUGCUUGGCUCCUUAUUUUAGAGGUUUUAAAUGGUGACUGGCUGCAGUCCUGUGUGUCUGCUCUAUGGCUGUAAUAUUGCUGCUAAUGUAGAGAAAUGUCCAUUUUGUUUGUCCAGAUUUUAAAAUAUGGCCCAGAUUAGAUUUUUAUUGCCGGCCUCCUGUAGAAGAGAUGAGAAAGUAAUGUAUGUUCCAAACACCAACAUCAGCCGCCUUGUGUGCCUGCAUGCAUGCGGGUGUGUAUGUCUGGUCUAAAUAUGCACACAGGGUCCCAAACUAGCACCUAGCAAGUGCCAAAUGUUAGUGAGAUCUGUUUGUGGAAGACCGCUGGUGUUGAUGGCAGCGUUGUCAGAGAGCGACAUCGUAGUUGAUCAAUUUUAUCGCAUUUUUGUUGAACUUGAACUUUUGCAUCCAAUGUAUCAGUCAGUGAGCAAAUCUUAGAUUUUAUACACGACAUAGGGUGACUGUGAAAAAUGCAUAUUCAUUGUUAAACGGAGAACAUUUCUCACUUUACCAGCCCUGGGAAGGUGACUCAAAGAAAAUUUCCGACAUUGUAUAUGCAAUAAAUUUGUUUCGUUUGAGGGAUUGUAAAGACUGAGUCAGUCUGGCCGCCCCUGCUGUACGACUAUUUUACAUUGUUCUAACGUUUUCAUUGUGACUGUCAUAAACCUGAGCCUUGUUUUCAUUCCCAACAUGC